Messenger RNA from Caenorhabditis angaria, 858 nucleotides. NCBI's taxonomy places the organism in Eukaryota, Metazoa, Nematoda, Chromadorea, Rhabditida, Rhabditidae. The record is from the annotation of a GenBank genome assembly.
AUGUCGGAUAAUGAGGAAAACACAAAUGGCUUCGAAUACAGACAACCACCACAAAAAACAAUUGGAGAACUUCUCAAAUCUGAUGAUGUAAGAAUUUCCGGAACUAGCUUGUAAAAUCAAAAAAGAUGUUUUAUUUUUUCAGGAAGACGAAUCGUUGAAAAAAUACAAGCAACAAUUGUUGGGACAAGGAACUGUUGUUGUUGAUGAAAAUGAUCCACGUCGUGUUUUGGUGAAAAAUGUUGAAUUGAUGAUUGAAGGCAUCAAGAAUGAGGUUCUCGAUCUUUCCGAUCCAAGUGAGCGUUUACCUGGAAGGAACUUUGAAGUCAAUUUGAAAAUUUUCAGAGAAAGUUGAAACUUCGGAUUUGUCAUUGUCGAUCAAAGAGGGUUCCACUUAUCGAUUGAAAUUCACCUUCCAUGUUCAGCGCGAAAUUGCAUCCGGUCUUCAGUGAGUUUUUUUUUUGGGAGAAUUUUUUUGGCGAAGGCCUCGGAAAAGUUUUAUCAAAUUCCUGACUAUAACACAAUUCCUCCUAGAAAUCUGAUGAUUGUCAUGUGAGAUUUUGUAACGAUAAACUUUGUACCACAACAAAACUGUUGAUAUCUCGAAAGAUCCCAAAAAAAAACAUUUUUUGCAGCUACAAACAUAAAGUGAAGCGUUCGGGAAUCACUGUCGAAAACGAGAAAUACAUGAUGGGAAGUUAUGCGCCAAAGCUUGAGAUUCAAGAAUACACAUCGCCAAACGAAGAAGCUCCACAAGGAAUGAUUCAUCGUGGAAAAUACAAGGUUCACUCAAAAAUCACCGAUGACGAUGGACACGUUUAUUUGGAUUGGAAUUGGACAUUGCACAUCACCAAAGAUUAA